GACACCAGAAGAGAGACUCAGGUUUACACAGUGUCAUUGUAAGUUGUUACAUUGUGGGUUUACAAUAAAUUCGCAGAGAUGACAGUAAUUAGGGUGAUUGUAAUGAAAAGGAAAGGGAACUAUUUUAAAGGAGAAGCAGUCUUGAAGGAAGCACUAUAUCAAUUCUAGUACUCUAAAAACCAUAAUAAUGAAGUAAUUGAAAAGUAUCUAUCUUGGUAGGUGGAAACAGUUGGAGACAAGUAUAUGACAGUGAGUGGUCUACCCGAGCCUUGCAUGCAUCAUGCACGAUCUAUCUGCCACCUGGCUUUGGAUAUGAUGGAAAUAGCAGGCCAGGUUCAAGUAGAUGGUGAGCCUGUACAGAUAACCAUAGGAAUCCAUACUGGUGAGGUAGUCACAGGUGUCAUAGGUCAAAGAAUGCCACGGUACUGUCUCUUUGGAAAUACUGUCAAUCUAACAAGCAGAACAGAAACUACUGGAGAAAAAGGAAAGAUCAAUGUUUCUGAAUAUACUUACAGGUGUCUUAUGACACCAGAAAAUUCAGAUCCUCAGUUCCACCUGGAGUACAGAGGUCCAGUUUCUAUGAAGGGCAAAAAAGAGCCAAUGCAGGUUUGGUUUUUGUCCAGAAAGAGUACAGAGACAGAGAGGUUCAGCUGAAGUUUCUCUCUCGAGAAGCAGAUUUGUUGUAAAAAAAUAAAUUUUGCUGAGAGCCCCAGAUGUACAAUUGCAAUUUUACUCCUUCUCCAGUUUUUAACAUCUUUAUCUUCUGCCCUGUUCCCACAUUACUGGUGGAAACAAAUUGAAAUAUCUCAGGCAGAGCUGGUAGUUCACCAGGGUAUGUAGGAAUUGUUUAAUUCCCACAUACAAUCCAUAUAGAAGAAAUACAUGCACUAUCAAUGGGGUUUUUUUGUUUGUUUUUUUUAUAUUUUUCUCAUUUACUGAUACUGGUUGCAAGUUGUAAAAUGUAUUUUGUCACUGCAUUAACCCUCCAUGUUGUUGCUUCAAAGAAAAUUCCUUACUUCUCAAAUUCUGCUUGCAUGCUCUCAAGGAAACAAAGCAAGAUGCUUUCUGAGCUGAGGAAAGAGGAAGAGGACGCUGAAUAGGGUGCAGUACUGUCUCCAAAUAGGGUGCCAGACAGUAAGGUUAUGUUAUGGAUGUUCUUUCAUAUUAUAUCUCCCAUUACCAUGUGCAAUACCAUUGCCUUUUGCCCUACUCCUGAAGUCAUACUUAGCAUUUUUCUCCAAGCUUGCUUGCUAAUUUUUGUCCUUAUUGUUUGGUACUGUGACAUCUCUGCUAUGAGCAUGUAUUUCAAGCUUUCCUGUUUUUGAUAUGCAUUUUUGCAUGUCAGUCAUGUGACCGUUCCUACCACCAGACGAUAUUGAACGAAACCAUGUAGUAUGCAGCCACAACUAACCACUUCAGUCUGAAGAUUCACAUCUUCAUCUUCAUCUCUGAAGUACUGUGGUUAUGUGAAUUGAUGACAUUUCUGGAAAGAGAGGUAUUUUAGUCGAUAGGCAGAACAAUGAACCUAAGGAACUAUGUUUAGUAAAAUUACCUAAAACAACAUUAUGAAAAUUGUUGCCUUUUUACGCUGGAACAGAGAACACAGUUAGGGGGAAUAAAAGGGUAUUUAUUGGGAAGGCCUCCAAGGCCACACUCCGGCAGUCACAGUGCCACAACGUGGCCCCUGCCCUGCCCAAGUGGCUCUCCGGUGGGAGGAAAGAGAGAGGUCACAUGACUCCACACCUCCCACAAGCUCCGGCCGAACCGUCCUCCUCCCAUAUCGCCCACACUCAAGGCUGGAGCCCAAGGACAACCGCCCCCGAAGUCCACAGCCGGCACCAGACCACUGCAACCCCCCCCCAACUCCAAGCACCUAUGCAGAACAGAAAACCCCGAUCCGAAGGCAUCAUUUCCCCAUUUAGAGGCUUGACAACGCCUCUAUACCUUGUCAAGUCUCUAUUCUAAAUUUUUUGUAAAUUUUACUAACAACGAAAACUUAAUGACUUAUCAGUGUCUAACAUUAAAAAUGUAAGUAUCUAAUAAC
This is a messenger RNA of Ficedula albicollis (Collared flycatcher), 2044 nucleotides long. RefSeq names its product guanylate cyclase soluble subunit beta-1-like. Gene Ontology annotation, biological process: cGMP biosynthetic process; response to oxygen levels. The record is from RefSeq and is a predicted model, not a curated record. The transcript is spliced from 4 exons. Gene Ontology annotation, molecular function: guanylate cyclase activity. The coding region runs from base 244 to 654 and encodes 136 amino acids. NCBI's taxonomy places the organism in Eukaryota, Metazoa, Chordata, Aves, Passeriformes, Muscicapidae. Gene Ontology annotation, cellular component: guanylate cyclase complex, soluble.